CCCUCCUCUUCUCCUCCCCACCGCGUUCACCGAAGCGGAUGAAAACAAACACUAACGAUGGCGGCGCCGGGAAGCGACCGGCUGCUAGGUUUAAGGCGGGAGUGAUCGCUUGAGCUGUGAGGAGAGUCGUAAAGAGCUCGGGUCGACGUGAGUGCGACGACUCGCUCAGCCCUGAGAGCGAGUACCUGGGGCCGACGAGCCACGAGCCUCCGGAGGCGUGAGGUGUCUGUCUGCGACCCGUGCUGUCACUGCCGCUCCGGAACGCGGAACCCUCAGCCAGGAGGCGCAGCCGGCCGGCCCCAGGCCCCGGCCUCCGUAAUGAGAGCCCUGAGCCACGCUCUGUGUCACAGCUUGGCAGGUGAGGGUGACUGUUGACUAGUGAAAAAAGGGACCCAAGGUUCACGACUAUCUUCUUACUGGCAGUGGAAACGACCUGUGGAAACCUGCGAUCCAUUCUCAUUAAGUAAAUCUCUGGAUUCCCAUAGGCAAUGGAAACUGAUCUCAGUUCCCAGGACAGAAAGGACCUGGACAAGUUCAUUAAAUUUUUUGCCCUCAAGACUGUUCAAGUGAUUGUCCAGGCUCGGCUUGGCGAGAAGAUUUGUACUCGUUCAUCUUCAUCCCCAACGGGUUCAGAUUGGUUCAACUUAGCAAUCAAAGACAUCCCAGAGGUUACACAUGAAGCAAAGAAGGCACUGGCAGGACAGCUGCCUGCCGUCGGGAGAUCUAUGUGUGUGGAGAUCUCACUCAAGACUUCUGAGGGAGAUUCCAUGGAACUAGAAAUUUGGUGUCUUGAAAUGAAUGAAAAGUGUGAUAAAGAAAUCAAAGUUUCCUACACUGUGUACAACAGACUGUCGUUACUGCUGAAGUCUCUCCUGGCUAUAACUAGGGUGACGCCAGCUUACAGACUCUCCAGGAAGCAAGGGCAUGAAUAUGUCAUAUUGUACAGGAUAUAUUUUGGGGAAGUUCAGCUGAAUGGCUUAGGAGAAGGUUUCCAGACAGUUCGUGUUGGGACAGUGGGCACCCCUGUGGGCACCAUCACUCUUUCUUGUGCUUAUAGGAUUAACUUGGCAUUCAUGUCUACCAGGCAAUUUGAGAGGACCCCACCUAUCAUGGGGAUUAUCAUUGAUCACUUUGUGGACCGUCCCUAUCCCAGCUCCUCGCCCAUGCACCCCUGCAAUUACAGAACCACUGGUGAGGACACUGGAGUAACAUAUCCUUCUGUGGAAGAUUCUCAAGAAGUGUGUACCACCUCUUUCUCCACCUCCCCUCCAUCCCAGUGUGUGUUUACUGUUACAAAGGCACAUUUUCAGACCCCUACUCCUGUGGUGACGGAUACCCUGAGGGUCCCCAUGGCAGGACUGGCCUUUUCCCAUCAACUCUCAAGCUCUCGCCUUUCCUAUCAGCCUGCUGCCCUGGGCGUUGGAUCAGCUGACCUGGCUUACCCAGUAGUGUGUGCUGCUGGCUUACACACCACACAUCCUCACCAGCUAAUGGUUCCUGGGAAGGAAGGUGGGGUACCCCUUGUCCCCAACCAGCCUGUCCACGGUGCCCAGGCUGAUCAGGAGAGACUGGCAACCUACACCCCUUCUGAUGGGGCCCACUGUGCUGCCACACCUUCUAGCAGUGAGGAUACUGAAACUGUAUCAAACAGCAGUGAGGGACGGGCCUCUCCCCACGAUGUCUUGGAGACCAUCUUUGCCCGAAAAGUGGGGGCUUUUGUCAACAAACCCAUCAACCAGGUGACUUUGACCAGUUUGGACAUACCCUUUGCUAUGUUUGCUCCCAAGAAUUUAGAGCUGGAGGAUGCUGAUCCCAUGGUGAAUCCUCCGGAUUCCCCAGAGACCGAGUCUCCUCUACAGGGCAGCCUGCACUCUGAUGGCUCCAGCGGUGGCAGCAGUGGCAAUACCCACGAUGACUUUGUCAUGAUCGACUUUAAACCAGCUUUUUCUAAAGACGACAUUCUUCCGAUGGACUUGGGGACCUUCUAUCGUGAAUUUCAGAACCCCCCUCAGCUGAGCAGCCUCUCCAUAGACAUCGGGGCACAGUCCAUGGCCGAGGACUUGGACUCACUACCAGAGAAGCUGGCUGUGCACGAGAAGAACGUCCGAGAAUUUGAUGCCUUUGUGGAAACCCUGCAGUAAAAGUUGGUGUCCUUGAGUACCAGCAGCAUCCCCUUUCUGUGGUCCCAGGAGACAGACAGCCUCCCACUCAUCAGCUGCUCCCAUUCCUCGUCCUGCUCCAAGCCAGGUGGAGGGGAGGCUGGUUUCCCCCAUGGGGACCCGGAAGUCCCUGCUCUUGCACCUCCUGGAGACUCCAUGGCAGCAGUCAAGCCCAGUUAGAGCAUUUGAGAGGACUCGCCCUCUGGCCUUGGAGACCCUUUGUAACAAAAGGGCCCUCUGCAGGGCCAGCUGCUUCCACCGCCCAUCAGCAUCUGUUCAUAAAGGUUGUCAUCCCAUCCUUCCCGCUGCUGGGCCCCUGCUCUGGGUCUGCCCUGCAGCUGGCCUCUCGUCUGCCUGCCGUUACCACCAACCGUUUGACAUUCCAGCUGGUGGCCCAGAGACUGGCAUGGAGGCACAGAGAGGAAGGAGACAGUGCUGGGAUGGGGGGAAGGGCUCCUUCAGGCUCUUUGUUGUUUCCUUCAGUUCUGGUAUCUUCUUCCUCUCUCCCUCCCUUUGCCCCUGUGCCUGCACUUUGGCAAUAUGACAGGCCUCUCCAAGAUGAGAACUCGAAAGUCAGCCAUUCCCACCCUUGAAGGUUGUGCCAGUCUCUCCUUUAACAGAGGGUCUGAGCAGCCCUGGUGGCUGCCUGUGCUCAGCUCCUCAGCUACAUAGAAACAGAAUCCUGUGUCUCUGGGAUUGGGAGGCACAGCAAAGGUUCUUUUCUUCCUUCUCUUCCUUCCCUGUUGCUGCUCCUUGGUUAUAGAACACAGUAAAUAUUUAUUACUUUCAGAGAAGUCAGAUAUUUUAUAGAGAAAUUAUGUUUGAGGUUAGAUAUUUUCACUUGGGGAAGGUGAAGGGCCUCUUCCUGGGACUGGGCAGCCUCCUGCGGAGGUUCCUCAGAUUCCAGGUUGCUGCUCCGGGGAUCUUCCUUCCCAUAUAUAUAAGGUGGGAGCCAAGAGUAGGGCUGGUGAGAACAACAGGACCCCCCAGACUUGCUGCAUUUGAACUGACAACAGGCCUUACCUGGGACACCUACAUAUUCCUGGUGAGAGCCUUGGCUCUCUCACAGGGCCUGCAGAGUGACUGGCUUUGUUCUGGCAGCCCAGGAGGCCUUGGGUGCUAAACAUGGUGACUCCCUAGAGUUGUGCCGUACAUUGUGCCCAAGGGCAUUAUGUGUUCCCCACUGGUGGACCUCGGGAAGUCCAGACGGGCCCCUCCUGGGGUACUUGUUCCUGUUCUCAGGGCAAGACUAUGGGUCCUUUCCUCCUUUCGCCUGGUUCUGGCCACCACCUUCUAAUCCCAGGGUCUAUACACUGCCCUGAGGCUUAUUGGUUGCAUUGGUUCCUUGUUGAGAAACUAAAGCCGGGCAUAUGAUUGACUUAACCCUUCAGGUGUUGUUACUUGGGUAAGUCAAGUGCCUAGCCUCACCCACCUAUGCCUUCUGUCCCUCUCCCAGCCUAACUGGUAGUCCUGGCCGUGGAAACUUAGGCCUGCCCCUUUGCCCCUGACCCACGAGGGGCCCUCAUUGGCAGCAGCUGUUCACAGUGGAGCAUCUGGCCCUCAAUUGCUCAGUAACUGCAUGUGACAUUGUUUCCACCUGCAGAGCUGAUCUCUGAGGGCUUCAGUGGGCUCUGCUGCUGCCUCCAUUAGGCUGAGCCUUGCCCCUGUGCAUGUGUUCUCUGCCACAAAGAAAUGUUCCCAGCAGUGAUGUCCCAGAGCACACCCAUGGCCGGCUAAACCAAUCCAGGUUUACCUCCACAGCCCCAGACUGAGAAGGGUGGAGGCCCGUUGUAAGUUAUUCAUUGCCCCCCUCCCCCCCCAGCCCCAAUGUCUCAGCCACUGUCCUCCUUUUGAGGCCAAGCAUGGAAAAUUCCUCUGACUUCUAAAUGCUGGCCUGUGCAGGCAGCAGCCUUUCUUCAGGACCCCAUCAGUGAGAGGCCAGGGAGGCUGAACCCUGACUUUGCGUUGAGUCUGGGAGGAGCAGAGCAAUGGUCAAGGCCGGCCCUUGCCCCUCAGCCCUGUACAGUAGGAGGUAUGAGCCCUAAACUGAUUUCUGCAGCACUGGGGAUGGGGCUGGGACCAGUCAUCUGUCCCAGGUGGCAGAGUCCCUCCCCUCCUCCAGCCUACCUUGUUUGGAAAUACUGAGUUAUACUUUAAAAUGUAUUCAAGAGAUUUCCAAUAAAGUUUUUUCUGUACCUUA
Messenger RNA from Miniopterus natalensis, 4359 nucleotides. It is a transcript of the gene ATG13, whose product is annotated as autophagy related 13. Gene Ontology annotation, biological process: protein localization to phagophore assembly site; autophagosome assembly; mitophagy. The record is from RefSeq and is a predicted model, not a curated record. Gene Ontology annotation, cellular component: cytosol; phagophore assembly site; Atg1/ULK1 kinase complex. NCBI's taxonomy places the organism in Eukaryota, Metazoa, Chordata, Mammalia, Chiroptera, Miniopteridae.